GAAGAAGAAUCACUGACGUCAUCACCGAACCACAACAUGGAAGCGGCUGAAGAGGUGGGUCUGGUGGACGAGCCGGAGAGCUGUAAGGGCGCGUUUAAAAUGAAGAAGCGGCUAGAGAAGCUUCACAAAGCGAGGCUGGAGGACGCGGAGCGUCGGAAAGAAGCCAAAGAAAACCACUCGGUUGCCAAGGAGAGCGUUGACUACUUCUUCAACACCUUCAACGGUGAGCGGGCAUCCGUCGAGGGGCUGCUACGCAGCUGCUUGGGCGCGGACGAAAUGGCGGUGGCGCAGAGGCUGGAGGAGGCUACGAGCAAAACGGUACAGUUGCAAAAGUUCCUCAACGACAGCAUGGUUUUCCUGACCACCUACGACCAGCGGAAAGCCCAGGUGGCCCUCCAGAAGCUGCAGACGUGCCUCAACGAGACAAGAGAGCAGGCGUUGCCCAAGAAGAAGUUCGGCUUCCGGGGUCGCACUAAGGCGACCUCAGCCGCCACGGUGGAGGACUCUGUUGUCUCACCACCUGCAGAUCACAGCGCCGCACAAGUGGAUGGAGAUCCUGCUAGUGCACAGUGCGGUUUCUCUAACAUGAGCGACGUGGUCCUCAUUAAGACGGCUGAGGAGAUCAAUAAAGAGGACGUGCUCUUGUCCCACCUGUCCAACUGCAAGGUGCGACUCUACGGCACACCGAGCACACUGCACCUGAAGCACAUCGACCGCUGUGAGAUCCUGUGCGGCCCAGUGUCCACCUCCGUGUUCGUGGACUGCUGUGAGAGCAGCACCAUGGCUCUGGCCUGCCAGCAGCUGCGAACCCACAACACCCAAGACACCCGAGUCUACCUGCACGUCACCAGCCGUGCCAUCGUGGAGGACUGUCGUGGCGUCAGUUUUGCGCCGUACUCCUGGUCCUAUCCUAACCUGAAGGAGGACUUCCGCGCAGCCGGCUUGGACCCGGAGCGGAACAACUGGGACCAGGUGGACGACUUUAAUUGGCUCGCCGCAGGGACGCUAUCGCCCAACUGGACGGUUAUUCCCGAAGCAGACCGGAAGACCACGUGGGACCCUUAGGAUCCCUUCAGUGCCUUUUAAAUGACAAACUUUACCAUUAUUCAUUCAACUGUAAAAUGUUGGUAUGUGUGGAAAUAAUUAAAAAAGCUGCUGUAAUAAAA
This is a messenger RNA of Phyllopteryx taeniolatus (common seadragon), 1166 nucleotides long. It is a transcript of the gene tbcc, whose product is annotated as tubulin folding cofactor C. The transcript has a single exon. NCBI's taxonomy places the organism in Eukaryota, Metazoa, Chordata, Actinopteri, Syngnathiformes, Syngnathidae. Gene Ontology annotation, molecular function: tubulin binding. Gene Ontology annotation, biological process: tubulin complex assembly; post-chaperonin tubulin folding pathway. The coding region runs from base 37 to 1065 and encodes 342 amino acids. The record is from RefSeq and is a predicted model, not a curated record. Gene Ontology annotation, cellular component: cytoplasm.